UCUUCAUUGGCCGGCGCGGGGCGGAGCGUGGCCGGGGCGGCGGCCAAGGGAGACCCGCGUGCCGUUCACGUGUCCUGCGUUCAGACGGGGCAGGGGCCGGCCUGGCUCGGCUCGGCCCGGCCCCCUUCCGGGGCGGAUGGGCGGCGGCGAGCUGCGGGCAGCCCUGGGCGGCGGCGGCCGGGGCGGCGCGGCGCGGGAGGGUCGCAGCCUCGGCGGCCGGCGGAGAUGAUCCCGCCAUGGCUGCGCUCCAGACGUCGGGCCCGGGGCAGGAGGGCGGCGGGGCGGCGGCGGUGGCGGCGGCAGCGGGGCUGGACCGCUCCCUGCAGCACAUGCUGCGCGCCAUAGUGGAGGAGCGCCGCCGCCUCGCCCUCGGACACGACGUCGGCGGCCUCGGGUGUUUCAAAGAUGACCGCAUCGUGUUCUGGACAUGGAUGUUUUCCACUUACUUUAUGGAGAAAUGGGCUCCUCGGCAGGAUGACAUGCUCUUCUAUGUCCGUCGAAAGCUGUCCUAUGCUAGUGGCGAUAACACAGAUGGGAAGAAGCAGGUUGAAGUUGAGGUUUACCGUAGGGAUUCUAAGAAGCUGCCUGGCCUGGGGGAUCCAGAUAUUGACUGGGAAGAAAGCGUCUACCUGAACCUCAUCCUGCAAAAGCUGGAUUACAUAGUGACAUGUGCUGUGUGUACCCGUUCAGAUGGAGGGGAUAUUCACAUCCACAAAAAGAAAUCCCAGCAAGUCUUUGCAUCUCCAAGCAAGCACCCGAUGGACAGCAAAGGGGAGGAAUCCAAAAUCAGCUAUCCAAACAUAUUCUUUAUGAUAGACAACUUUGAAGAGGUGUUCAGUGACAUGACUGUUGGGGAAGGGGAGAUGGUGUGUGUGGAGCUGGUGGCCAGUGACAAAAGCAACACCUUCCAAGGAGUCAUCUUCCAAGGAUCGAUCCGCUAUGAAGCUCUCAAGAAGGUCUAUGACAACAGGGUAAGCGUUGCUGCAAAAAUGGCGCAGAAGAUGUCCUUUGGCUUUUAUAAGUACAACAACAUGGAAUUUGUGCGAAUGAAGGGGCCGCAGGGAAAGGGUCAUGCAGAGAUGGCAGUGAGUCGUGUUUCAACAGGCGAUACUUCUCCCUGUGGAACAGAGGAAGAUUCGAACCCUGGCUCGCCUCUGCAUGAGAGAGUCACUUCCUUCAGCACUCCCCCAACUCCUGAACGCAACAACCGCCCCUCUUUUUUUUCCCCAUCUCUCAAGAGAAAAGUGCCCCGGAAUCGAAUUGCUGAAAUGAAAAAAUCCCACUCAGCCAAUGAUAGUGAGGAGUUCUUCAGAGAUGAUGAUGAGGGAGAUCUGCACAAUGCCACAAACCUCCGGUCGCGGUCCUUGUCUGGAACUGGAAGGUCUCUUGUGGGUUCGUGGCUGAAGCUGAACAGGACGGAUGAAAACUUCCUACUCUAUGCACAUUUAACCUAUGUCACAUUACCAUUACAUCGAAUUUUAACAGACAUUCUGGAAGUGCGGCAGAAACCGAUUCUGAUGACAUAACAGAGAGCUUGGCACUCCCUUGGAAACCCUCGCUGCCAAGUGCCUAAAACCAACCAACGCCGCCACCACCAUCUCGUGUCAGGAGUUUAACAUUACACUGGAAAAAGGGAUGUCUUGGAAUUACCAGCCAGCCAAUCAAGAAGUGCCUCUUCCUUCUUUCCUCCCUCUGCUGUACAGCUUGUGCGCUUAUUUUAAAAAGACUUUCAAUCUGCAACUGGCAGCAAACUGUCACACCACCACAACCGUUGGGGCUGUGUUUAAGGAGAAAAAAAAUAUACUUCAUGAAGAAUUUGUUGCAGUAUUUACAUUGUAACUUGAAAUAAAGCAACAGGGACGGAAUGUAUUAAUCCUUAUAUACUUUAGGAGAAAUGUCCGUAGGAUUUUAUACUGUACCAAUGAACUUGAUUUCAUAAACUGUUGGGAACGUACCUUCCUUAUUGCAUAACAAAGCCGCUUUGUGUGUGCGUAUACAGUUGAAAUGGUAGCAGAAUAACAUAACUGUAAAGGAAAGUUAAGGACUUGCCUAGAGGGCUGUUUGGCACCAUAUCAGGUUGGAACUUGACAGAUUAUUUUUGCGCUUCUCUCAAUGGAAUUUUUUUAAGGUUCAUGGUGCAAAUUGAUUCUCUACCAAAGAACAAUGCAAACUCCAGCCAGAAGGGUCCAAAGGAGCAAGAUGAAUGCUGAAGAACCAUAUUGGGCUAGUUGUGGUUUGGUUGUAGGACUGGUAGCACUUCUAGCUGUACAUCUUCCUCUAGGGAGGAUGCACAAAGUAGGAAAACAUGAAGAACUAUAGUACCAAACCCCUGGAGGUUGUGGUCAGUUCCCAUGCCCUGAAUUAGUGGAAAUUAAAGCGCCUUGCUGAU
Molecule: messenger RNA, 2389 nt
Organism: Eublepharis macularius
Lineage: Eukaryota; Metazoa; Chordata; Lepidosauria; Squamata; Eublepharidae
Product: KIAA0930 ortholog
Exons: 10
Coding region: 237-1526 (429 amino acids)
Source: RefSeq, a predicted model, not a curated record